GUCUCGGAUGGGUUCAUAGAAAGUUCACUCGCAUAUAUUAGGCAAUUCAAUCUUUCAUUCUCUGUGACCAAACUAGUAUGAAAUGAGCUGCAUGGAGGCAGGAUAACCCAUUCGUCAUCCGAACGGGGAGAUGUGGUUUUAAAACGCGAUCUGUAAUAUUUAUAAGAACAUAUUUUCAGUACGGCGGGCUCGAGCGAGGAGCUUGUUGUUAAGCGCACUACACGGGGCUGUGCAAAAAAUAAAGUAUAUACACGUUGGAACGUUACGGAGGUGACUGACUGGCUGACACACGUUGGAACGUUACGGAGGUGACUGACUGGCUGACACCUUUUCGUCUCAACAACCGGACACCAGAGGAAAAUGGCAAAUCAUCAUUUGGGUCAAUUACAAGCUUUUAGCGGUGUUGUCUGUCAUAAUUCAUGACUCUCAUAGUCUGGGAAGAAGACCAAUAUUUUACGUGCCAAGAAAGUGGCAGACUUUGAUGGAGUUGUGUGCACUUAUGUUCGCGAUUAUUAUCCACACCUAAAUUCUAUUUUAAAGGAAUACAAUAACAGGCAGACUUUUGCGACUAAGGGAAAUCAUGUUUGAUUGUAUGGAUUUGCUAGCGGUGAGCCCGGGACAAAUGUUGGAUUUCUACACMUCGAGUCCCUCUUCGUGCAUGCUACAAGAGAAGGCACUGAAAGCGUGCUUCGGCGGGCUCGCUCAGAGAGACUGGCAACACCGCCGGAGCGCACAGUCCAUCGAGACCCAGAGCACCAGUUCUGAGGAGCUGGUCCCAAGCCCCCCGUCCCCCCUGCCCCCGCCCCGCGUCUACAAGCCCUGCUUCGUGUGCCAGGACAAGUCCUCGGGGUACCACUAUGGUGUCAGCGCCUGCGAGGGCUGCAAGGGUUUUUUCCGUAGAUCCAUCCAGAAGAACAUGGUGUACACAUGUCACCGGGACAAGAACUGCAUCAUCAACAAGGUGACCAGGAACCGCUGUCAGUACUGCCGGCUCCAGAAGUGCUUUGGCGUGGGCAUGUCCAAAGAGUCUGUUCCGGAAUGACCGCAAUAAGAAGAAGAAGGAGAGUCCCAAGCCAGAGCUGACCGAAAACUAUGAGCUGAGUCCAGAAUCAAGAUGGCCAUCAUAGAGAAGAUACGCAAGGCUCAUCAGGAGACCUUCCCAUCGCUCUGCCAGCUGGGGAAAUACACCACGACGGAGACACUGAUCUAUCCAACACCGAAUGCGAGAUUGUCUACGUGCGCUUGUUGGAGGAUGGGAAGCCAGUCAAUCUCCUGGUCGGACAACAGACACUUGAGCACUCUCAUGCCAUUGGUAAGUUGUUCCUCUUUAUAGGCUUUAUUAUUGUGUAAAGUUGAAUCAUUAUUCAUAAUGGAGAUAAUUUAGUUUGUCAGAAAUACUUUUGUGUAAUUGUUUUUUUGUGUUGUCAUUCGAUGUGUUUUGGAUGCCACCAAGGCCACAUUUCGUGCUGUUUGCCCAGAGGAGGAUGGAGGGUCAUGGAUGAAGAGGGGCAUCUCCUUCGGGGCAGAUGGUGCCUCCGUGAACAUGGGCCACCGUGGGGGAGUGAUUGCCCACCUGCAGAGAGAGGCAGGGGGGCAUAUAAUCCCAAUCCACUGUAUGCCACAUAGGGAAUAACACUGAAGGGGAAUCUGAAAGGCUUCACGGACCUCACCAAUCCCCAGCUGAAGCAGCACAUGGAGGCGGCCAUCAACAUGGGCGUGGAUGAUCUCAAAGCCAGGUUUGGUGGUUUGCUGAAGGAUGAGAGUGUCCAGACCCCAGUGGAGUCUUUCAGAGUGCUAAACCCUGACACAUGGCCAGAAGACCAGCCUUCUCACCUUUGGCGAUGARGGUGUGGCAGACCUGAUGAGGCAUUUCAAGGAGCCUCUAGAGAGAUCAGGGUGCAACACGGCUGUAACCCAGGAUGAGUGGCAGAGGCUGGACAUCCUGGUCAGACACAGUUUCAAGGACAAGUCCUACAGUGGCCUGUGGGAGACCAUGUUGACAGGCACGAUUACAAGAACAUACUGGGGUUGGUGCAGUUUAUGCUGGUGCUGCCCAUUUCAGCCGCCCAGUGUGAGCGCGGCUUCUCUACCGGAUUAAGAAUUCGACAAGAAGCUGCCUUGGGGUCUCCACCACCGAAGACCUGAUGAGGAUCAGCCUGGAGGGGCCUCCUGUCGAGGAGUUGGGGUCUCCACCACCGAAGACCUGAUGACGAUCAGCCUGGAGGGGCCUCCUGUCGA
Salvelinus sp. IW2-2015 is the source of this 2238-nucleotide messenger RNA. NCBI's taxonomy places the organism in Eukaryota, Metazoa, Chordata, Actinopteri, Salmoniformes, Salmonidae. The record is from RefSeq and is a predicted model, not a curated record.